AUGCCUCAAACCGCCGACAACCUCCUCAGUGAUCCUGAGAUCGCCAAUGCUUACGAAGACGUACGUUCCGACAAAUCCGCCACAACAUGGAUGGUGCUCAAGUACAUUUCCGGCACUUCCGAUGCACUGAAGCUGGAUUCUACUGGUGAAGGUGACAUCGCGGAGAUGGUGGAGCACCUUGGAGAUGACGAAGCUGCAUAUGCUUUUGUGAGGAUGACAGUGGGAAACGAUGAGUUGUCGCAGAGGAUAAAAUUCGUCUUCGUUUCAUGGUGUGGCAUAAAGACUAAUGCGUCCAUCUUUCANGGCCCCAACACAAGAGUCAUGCGCAGAGCAAAGAUGACCACUCAAAUUGGUCAAGUCAAGCAAGUCCUGCGAAGCUACGCCAUCGAGAUUCAGACCGACAGCAAGACCGACCUCAAGGAGUCGGAGGUUACCAUGAAGUUGAGAAGGGCCAUGGGUGCCAACUACGACCGUCAAGCAUCAGGCUACUAG
Messenger RNA from Aureobasidium musti, 492 nucleotides. The record is from the annotation of a GenBank genome assembly. NCBI's taxonomy places the organism in Eukaryota, Fungi, Ascomycota, Dothideomycetes, Dothideales, Saccotheciaceae.